Miscanthus lutarioriparius is the source of this 660-nucleotide messenger RNA. The record is from the annotation of a GenBank genome assembly. NCBI's taxonomy places the organism in Eukaryota, Viridiplantae, Streptophyta, Magnoliopsida, Poales, Poaceae.
AUGUGGGACUUCGGCCAGUGUGAUGUCAAAAGAUGCACUGGUCGUAAGCUUUCAAGAUUUGGGCUUUUGAAGGAGUUGAGAGUGACCAAUCGUUUUGGUGGUGUUGUUCUCAGCCCUGUUGGAACACAAUGUGUAUCCAAGGAAGAUCAUCCUAUUGUGCAAAGAAAAGGAUUGGCUGUGGUUGACUGUUCCUGGGCACGUUUAAGUGAUGUCCCUUUUGUGAAACUACGUUGUGGUGCUCCUCGUCUCUUACCAUGGUUGGUAGCGGCAAAUCCUGUGAACUAUGGUCGCCCAUGUGAACUUUCUUGUGUGGAAGCUUUAUCAGCAGCCCUCAUAAUAUGUGGGGAGGAAGAUACAGCACAUUUGCUGCUUGGGAAAUUCAAGUGGGGUCAUGCAUUCUUGUCUCUAAACAGAGAUCUCCUGAAAGCAUACUCCCAAUGUGAAAAUGGAUCUGAGAUUAUCAAUGUGCAGAACUCAUGGUUAUCAAGUAACUCAAGUGUUCCAAAGCCACCUGUAAACGGGACAGAGGAAGCACGGCAAAGCACGGAGGAGGGAUCUGAAGGUGAUUCAGACGAUGACUUGCCCCCUCUCGAGAAGAAUCUGAACCACCUGAACCUCGACGAAGACGAAGAAAGCGAGGAAGAGAGUGAAAGCGAGUAA